AGGCUGAAGCAAUUGUGGACUCCUUCCAGCCUUUAAUUUUUCACAGAUUCUUUCCUCGUCGAUCACUCCACCGUCGGGCGUCACUCUCUCUCUCUCUCUUUCAUUUCAUCAAACAGACAAAAAAAAGAGAGACACAAAACAAUGCCUUCCUUGCUUUGCUUCUGCACUCUUCAUUUCGUCUAAGAAUUUCCGUCACAGACCGAAAGAAACAACCACUAUAGCCUAUAAAAUAAAUUAACAGUAAACAAAUUGAAACAAGAAAAAAAGAAAAAAAGAAAAAAAGAAAAAAGAAAUUAGAAACCCCCAUUAUUAUAGAAAAGAAAAGAAAGAAAAACCCAAAAGAGGAAAAAUUUCAGUCUUCUAAGAAAGAAAGUUUCUCAUCGUGUUCCUCUUGUUGACGACAAAUCACUUCCAUAGAGAUAGAUAGAGAUUCGUUCUCUCCAAACUCCUUCAUCUGCUUUUACAGCAAUUCGAGGUUGCUUUUGCUCUUCUGGGCUCUCUGCAAUCUCUGAGCUCAACCUCAACCAAAAGAGAUUGCGAGGUUUUUUCUGUUUAGUUGGAAAUGGUGGCUAUUCAAUUGGAAACAUGUUAAGUUGGUAACUGUGAGAAAGUGGUCUCGUGUUCUUGUUAUUGUGGUUGAUUUGUUUAAGAAAGUGAAGAGAAGAAGAGAACCAUAUUGGAUGGGUAAUAAACUCGGAAAAAGGAGACAGGUGAUUGAUGAGAAGUAUACAAGGCCUCAGGGUCUAUACCACCAUAAAGAUGUGGAUCAUAAGAAACUCAGGAAGCUCAUACUUGAAUCUAAGCUUGCUCCAUGCUAUCCUGGACUUGAAGACUGCAUUCGGGAUCUUGAAGAAUGCCCAAUUUGCUUUCUGUUUUAUCCAAGUCUCAACAGAUCAAGAUGUUGCAUGAAAGGCAUUUGUACAGAGUGUUUUUUGCAGAUGAAAGUGCCCAAUUCAACUCGUCCUACGCAGUGCCCUUUCUGCAAAACCACCAAUUAUGCUGUGGAGUUUCGGGGUGUAAAAUCUAAGGAGGAGAAGGGCCAGGAACAAAUUGAAGAACAACGAGUCAUUGAAGCAAAAAUUAGAAUGCGACAGCAAGAACUUCAGGAUGAAGAGGAAAGAAUGCAAAAUAGACAACUAAAUUCUUCUAGCAGAAACAUGGCACCAAUCGGGGAUGAAUACAGCUCUGUAACUGAACUUCUGGCAGUUCCAUCUUCCACUUAUCCUGCGGAAGGAGAGGAAGUCAUUUCUUCUCAGGAUUCAUGUGCUACAGUGUUUAGACCAACUCCACCUCCAGGAGCAUACAGGGAGGAUGAACUUGAUCUGGAUCUUGACGAUAUAAUGCUCAUGGAAGCAAUUUGGCUUUCUAUUCAGGAGAAUGGGAGACAUAAGGCUCCAACUUAUGUUGAUGCUGCUCGAUCUGAACAAUUUGUCACAAGACAAAGCUAUGACUCAUCAGCCAUUAUACCUUCAGUUUCCGGGUCAUCAUCAUCCCCAUCUGGGGGUCUUGCUUGUGCAAUAGCUGCCCUUGCGGAACGGCAACAAACGAGUGGGGAAUCCUCCAUUGAUCCUGGUGGCAAUAAUGUAUCAACUUUUAAUAUGGUUCCAGGCACUAGCAGGUUUUACAACAGGGUGGAUGGAGAAUCUGAGAAUUAUCAGCCUGCAGUUAGCCUUUCUGAAUUGUCAAUCGAUCACGGGACAUCAUCGACUCAAGAUGAGAGAGAAUGGAAUGGUGAGACAACGCGGUCAAGUUAUGCAAGCUCUGACACAACCGAAGAUGCUGGCACUACUUCUGCAUUACCGACCUCGGAUGAGAUUGAGGGUGACCUUCAAAAUGCCCCAGGCCACAUCGUUCCUGAGAGUUUUGAGGAGCAGAUGAUGCUGGCCAUGGCCGUUUCUCUGGCUGAGGCGAGAGCUGUGACUAGUGGACCUGGAGUUUCGUGGCAGUAGGUAGUUUAAGUUGUGCUAUACUGAGCGCAGCAGUUUGCUAGCUGAAUCUCGAGCAAGCAAAUGUGCAAGCAUCUGCCAGUAACUAGUUGAACGGUCAAGGUAGUGAUGAUUCUCUGUCACUUUGUCAGUGCCAAGCUGCCUAUCUAUAUAGAUGUCAAAGGAAAACUGAUUAUUUCAGUGAAUGAAAGGCCUCUAGUUUUGCAGUUUCUUAAUCAUUUCUUCACUUUCACUCCUCUAUCCUUAAUGGUUCACAGCUUGAUUGGUGAGUCGCAAGGCUUGAUAUCGUAUUUGAUUAGUGUAUGCCUCAUAUUUCUCAUGUCAACAAUGAAAUGCAGUCGUCCCAUGAUAUUACAGUGAAUAGUGUUUCAGUCUCUUAUCCAGAACAAUGCCCAUCCGAGAUACCAAUCCUGGUUGUACACUAGCAUUCCAUAGUGUGGAGAACAGCUUGCCUACAGAUAAAGUUAUAGAAAUGGAGGGGAUGAGAAUUGUAUAUAGAAUUUCUUAUGUGCUUGGUUAUGUUGCAGAGGGUUGUAUGUUUUGUUUUACUUUUGUGACCAUUGCAAGAUUGCAUAAUGUAGAACUGAUUUGCCUACAAA
Molecule: messenger RNA, 2545 nt
Organism: Rosa chinensis
Lineage: Eukaryota; Viridiplantae; Streptophyta; Magnoliopsida; Rosales; Rosaceae
Product: E3 ubiquitin-protein ligase DA2L
Exons: 10
Coding region: 681-1949 (422 amino acids)
Cellular component (GO): cytoplasm
Source: RefSeq, a predicted model, not a curated record